This is a messenger RNA of Dichotomopilus funicola, 429 nucleotides long. Its product is annotated as ribosomal protein L14-domain-containing protein. Gene Ontology annotation, biological process: ribosomal large subunit biogenesis; translation. Lineage: Eukaryota; Fungi; Ascomycota; Sordariomycetes; Sordariales; Chaetomiaceae. The coding region runs from base 1 to 429 and encodes 142 amino acids. Gene Ontology annotation, cellular component: cytosolic large ribosomal subunit; ribosome. Gene Ontology annotation, molecular function: structural constituent of ribosome; RNA binding. The transcript is spliced from 2 exons. The record is from RefSeq and is a predicted model, not a curated record.
AUGGCAUCGAUCGAUAUCGGAGCGACCAGCUGGCGUCGUGUCGAGGUUGGGCGCGUGCUCAAGCUCGAGAACGGCAGCCUAGCCACCAUUGUCGAGAUCAUCGACCACAAGCGCGCUCUCGUUGACGGCCCCUCCGACGAUGAAAAGCUUGCCACCCCCCGCGGCAUCGUUUCCUUCUCUCGCGCUCUCCUCACCCCAAUCGUCGUCGAGAAGCUCCCCCGUGGCGCGCGCUCCACGACCGUGAAGAAGGCGUGGGAGGCGUCUGGAGUGGACGCCAAGUGGAAGGAAAGCAACUGGGCCAAGAAGCAGCUCCAGCAGGAGCGCCGCCAGUCGCUCACCGACUUCGACCGGUUCAAGGUUUUGCGGUUGAAGAAGCAGAGGCGCUUUGAGGAGCGCAAGGCUCUCGCCAAGGUUAGGGCUGCGGCGUAA